AUGGGAAGUGAUCAAAUAAUGAAUAAAACCGUCAACGUUAACAAUUCAAACUCCACUCCAGAUGAAAUCGUGUCAGAAAGCAUAGUGCCGCCAAGUCUUCAAUAUGGCUUCGGAGUUCUUGGAAACAUCAUGGCUAUAUUUUUUCUCUGUCGUUCUGCCGGGGAAUAUAAAUGGAAACCUUUCUACAGAUUGGUAUGCGGGUUAGCCAUUACAGACUUGUGUGGGAUUGCCCUAGUCUACCCUGCCGUUAUGUUGCGCUAUACAUCUGGAUUUACUUACGAAUUUCCAAAGCCACUGUGUGAGUACUGUUCGUUCUGGUUUUCUUUUGCCUUCAUGUCUUCGGCGCUGAUCGUCAGUGCCAUGUCUUUUGACCGUUUUCUGGCUGUUUGUUAUCCAUUAUACUACAGGAAUUCCCAGGAUAAGAGAGCUAACGUCAUGCUUCUGGCGAUCUGGGUUUUUACCGCCACCGUGUCUUCUCUUAAUCUUGUAGGCAUUGGAUCCGCCAAAAACUUUUACCCGGGAUCCUGGUGUUUUAUAGACUUCGCUAACACGGGUGUCAUGGAAAGAAUUAACACGUACAUAUAUUCCAUCAUUGGCUUCGUUAUUCUAUCGAUAACAUUUGUCCUAAACGUAGCCGUCACUUAUUCCGUUUGCAGAAAACCGGUUGUAACGACUGUUUGCAACAAAAGAAAAAGAAAUGACAUUUACAUUAUCGUUUUCCUGUUUUCUAUAGUGACUCUUUUCUCCAUUUGCUGGGUUCCUUUAAUGGUUCGUAUGUUGACGAAUGCCAGCGCCAGGACUCCUAAGAAUGGACCAGAAGAACUUCUUGUCGUUCGACUGACCAUCAGUAACUCUAUUGUGGACCCGUGGAUCUACAUCAUUCUACGCAGAGAAAAUCUUGUCAAGAUAGCGGCUUUGAUUCGUAGACUUAAUAGUCGUAAACACAAGCAAGGAAACAUCUUCAAUAUUGAAACAUGUGCUGGUGGGAAUAGAAUGAACACAAGCGAACACACCCCGAAAUCGAGCAUUGCUUCUUGUACAACAGAAUUAUAA
Messenger RNA from Saccostrea cuccullata (small rock oyster), 1053 nucleotides. Its product is annotated as prostaglandin E2 receptor EP4 subtype-like. Lineage: Eukaryota; Metazoa; Mollusca; Bivalvia; Ostreida; Ostreidae. Gene Ontology annotation, biological process: positive regulation of cytosolic calcium ion concentration; inflammatory response; adenylate cyclase-activating G protein-coupled receptor signaling pathway. The record is from RefSeq and is a predicted model, not a curated record. The transcript has 2 exons. Gene Ontology annotation, cellular component: plasma membrane. Bases 1 to 1053 code for a protein of 350 amino acids. Gene Ontology annotation, molecular function: G protein-coupled receptor activity.